AUGGCUCUACAACUGACCAAGCCGUUUGUGGCUGCUCUCAGCGCCCAGAUUCCCGUGGCCGUGAGCGUCACUCUUGCCCCCGGUCUUCUGGGAGGUCUUUUCGGAGGAGCCCAGCAUGAUCUGGAUCUGGAGACCCCCAGCCGAGAGGUGGAUCUGGAACAGCAUAAGCAUGAGGACUGCGACCACGGCAUUGUGUACGCCGUGCCCAAAAAGAAGGUGUCGUACGGCCAAAAACGAAAGCGAUUCCUCGCUGACACAAAGGCCCUCAAGCCCUUGACUAACCUCAACCGAUGUCCUGCCUGUGGACAUGUCAAGCGAAUGCACACUCUGUGUAUGCACUGCUUCUACGAGCUGCGAUCCUUCUUUGCCAAGAAGACUCGAGACGCUGAGUCGCUGGUGGACAAGAAGCAGCCUCCCACUCUGCCUGCUCACGACGAGGCCUUUAUCUACAAGAACAAGAUUGACCGACCUCAUUACGACAAGCUCAAGGAUACCGCCUCCUAUGUGCUCAAGUAUCCCCGGUCUCAGGUGUACAAGAAGAAGGACAAGUCGAGAGACUAA
This is a messenger RNA of Yarrowia lipolytica CLIB122, 561 nucleotides long. Its product is annotated as mitochondrial 54S ribosomal protein bL32m. Gene Ontology annotation, cellular component: mitochondrial large ribosomal subunit. Gene Ontology annotation, biological process: translation. NCBI's taxonomy places the organism in Eukaryota, Fungi, Ascomycota, Dipodascomycetes, Dipodascales. The record is from RefSeq and is a predicted model, not a curated record. Gene Ontology annotation, molecular function: structural constituent of ribosome.